CCGACCUGUUCUGUAGGAGAGGGACACAUGACUCCGGAGGAAUUUCCCCCGCGCCUCCUGUUCGUUGUGCCACUGGGUUCUCUGGGGGGUGAGAGAGCCAGAGAGGCGGCCGAGAAAGAGGCGGACGGAGAGAUGUCGGAGCCGGCCACCAAUCCCGCUGUCACCUCUUUCCCAGGAGCCACAAUUUCGCUGCCUUUGGGACUGGAAGUGUUGAGGACUUACUCUGGGGCGCUGAUCUGCUUAGAAAUUUUAUUUGGUGGUUUAGUAUGGAUCCUGGUGGCUUCCUCCAAUGUGCCAGUCCCUCUGCUGCAAGGGUGGGUGAUGUUUGUAUCCGUCACUGCCUUCUUCCUCUCCUCCGCCUACCUCUUCCUCCUCAUCACUGGCCUGGCUGACCGCAUCAACAUCGACUGGAAUUUUUUGGAUGUUUUUUACCAUUUUUUAGCUUUGCUUUUUUAUUUUGCUGCCUUUGUGCUGGAGGCAGCGACAACGGCAGCCAAUGGAGGAGCCAUCAUCACACCCCUGCCAAACAGCACAGGAACUGUUAUGUGUAUCCACUACCCUCGCGGAAAUGUAUUCACUGUGAUGACUGACAACCAGUUUAAUAUUAACGUAGUGGCCACGGUGAGUAAAAUAUGGUUGGAAAGCCUUUCUAAUUGGGUGUCAGUGUCCAUCCAUCCAGGCAUGAUCCGAGCCGCUUCUCCUCAAGAGGGUUGCGGGUAUCCCACCUGUCUUGGUGCAUUAGGCGGGGUACACCAUGAGCUAAUUGUCAACUGGACAUUAAAGAACAACCAUAUCACUCACAGUCACACCUACGGACAAUUUAGAGUUUCCAAUCAGCCCUACCAUGCAUGUUGCUGAAAUGUGGGAGGAAACCGGAGUACCCGGGAAAAAAAAACGCAGAAGAACAUACAAACUCCACACAGGUAUGCCGGAGCCAGAUACAAAUCCAUGACCUCCGCACUGUGAGGCGGAUGUGCUAAAUAGUCAUGUGUCAGUGUAUAUCCUGAUACUGAUAAUGGUGAUGCUGCUGCUGUGGGAAGUAAAUAGCUCAUUCACACAGAGGGUUGUCACAGACCCAGCUCCUCGAGCUACUGUACAUGUGCCACUGCACAUGCGCAAAUCACGUGAACUAAACUUUUUGUUAAAGUAAUUCAAUCAUAAAAAAUAACACAUUUCUUUAAAAGAAAAAAACUACUUUGUGGUCUCACAGAAAUUAAUAAUAGUUGUAAAGUUCAGGAGUGUCAAGCCUGCCGGGAAAUAUAGGCUUUCCAGGAUGUCCUGGGUCAUCCUUGGGGUGCUUCCUCCAAGUGUCCGGAACACCUCACCGGGGAGGCAUCCAGCUGACCUCCUAACAAGAUGCCCGAGCGACCUCAUCCUUCUCCUCUCAAUGCGGACGGCUCGACUCUAGGCCCUUCCCGGAUGACUGAGCUUCUCACCUUAUCUCAUAGGGACAGCCCAGCCACUCUUGUGUCUGCUUGUAUCCAGGAUCUUAUUUUUUCACCCACGACCCAGAAGUUGUGACCAUGGGUGAGGGUAGAAAGACCAAGAAAUCGAUCGCUUUCCCUUUCAGCUCAGUUCUUUCUUUACGGCGACAGUCCAAUCCAGGGUCUGGAUCACUGCAGAAGCUGCAACAAUCCGCUUUGUAGAUCUCCCGCUCCAUCCUCCCCUCACUCAUAAACAAAAUCUCAAGAUACUUGAACUCAUAGUUAGAUAGAUAGAAAUUUAGGUUUGGUUUUCAUAAUGAACACUACCUGCGUAGAACCUGCCGCUUAUCCAAAGCUCAUCCAUGUGUUCAAACGGUAUCGAAAAUGGAUGGAUAGAUGGACAGUUUAGUGGAGUUCUGUGGCAGCUUAGAAGUCCACAACUUGGAAUCAAAUUCUCAUCAGAAAUUUGCCUUAAAGCAAUCAAACUGAUUUGGGAUUUAGCUAGCCGGUACAGUUUGCUGUCCAUCAAGUUGAUUGAUAUUUUCUCCACAUUCUGUUUAUUUGUUGUUUGUCACAGGUAUUUGCAUUUGUGGUAACCCUAUUCUACAGCUGCAGUUUGGUGAUGGCGUUCAAGAGGUGGAGGAUCUAACCUGAAACUCAAACUGAUUUUUCACCUGUUCUUCACCAACAAGAGGAACAUUCACAAUACAACAAUACAGUAGCUUCAGAAAUCAUGCUUCUAUUCAGUGUGAAGUUGGAAUGCCCUGUUUUCAGUAUGAUCCCUUUGUAAUUUUUUAAAAGACUUUAUUAAUCACAGAAUGACGUUUCUGAGGUCCCUAACUUCUAAACAUGUUGAGCGGUGAAGUGAAGGGAUAAGAAAAGAUUGAAAAAUUUUGAUAUCUAGUAUGGCAUGUAUGUGAGUCAUGUUUUGACUCUUAUUUUGCAACUAGCUUUUUUAUUAAUGUUAGGCACGUUUGUGAUGCUUAUGCAACUGCAGCUUUUUUUCCCACAUCAACACUGUAGCUUCCUUAUUCUCCUGGAUUCACAUCCUCACUGAGGAGAAUGUUUCACAACUCCAAAACAAGUGAAACUCCCUGAGGUGUGCUGCUUUUUUGACAUGCCCAACAGAAACUUCACAUGCUUGGACAAUUUCUUGGAAAGACCCUUUAAUACAGUGGUGCCAAAGGAAUGGAAACUCGCUUCACAAUGAACAUGAUGUGCUUUUGAAUUUUUAAAUAGUUUUAAAUGCAUGUUGAAAUGGCAUUUUUUUAUUUUUUUGAUAUGUAACAAUUUGUCAGAUGACAUCAAUGUGUGGCUUCUCCUUAUCAGAUUAAACACCAAACCUCCCACUAUUGGUGGUUUAAAGAAUUUUAACAUAACCCACCAUGUACAGUUGUCUUAUACAUACUAAUUGUUCAUUAGAUGACAUCAUUGUUUAUCUUCUCCUUAAUGUAUAGGAUUAAACAGUCAAGCCAACCAGUUUCGGCGUGUUUUAAAGAAUUUUAACAGUCAAUUUUCAUCAAGAAUAAAUCAUGAGAAAUAUUCAAUCUAUUAGGUUUGCUUGGUGUCCCUAUUUAUUAUAAUUUGUUCGAAUAAGUGGAGCCAAUCACAGUCUGUAUUACAAUAGUAAAUCAUUACUAAUUUAAAAUAAAAUGUCUAAAUGCU
This is a messenger RNA of Hippocampus zosterae (dwarf seahorse), 3089 nucleotides long. RefSeq names its product mal, T cell differentiation protein 2 (gene mal2). Bases 28 to 858 code for a protein of 276 amino acids. The record is from RefSeq and is a predicted model, not a curated record. Gene Ontology annotation, biological process: myelination. Gene Ontology annotation, cellular component: membrane. Gene Ontology annotation, molecular function: structural constituent of myelin sheath. Lineage: Eukaryota; Metazoa; Chordata; Actinopteri; Syngnathiformes; Syngnathidae. The transcript is spliced from 3 exons.